This is a messenger RNA of Rhinolophus ferrumequinum (greater horseshoe bat), 1305 nucleotides long. RefSeq names its product small ubiquitin like modifier 1 (gene SUMO1). The record is from RefSeq and is a predicted model, not a curated record. Lineage: Eukaryota; Metazoa; Chordata; Mammalia; Chiroptera; Rhinolophidae. Gene Ontology annotation, biological process: protein sumoylation. The transcript is spliced from 6 exons. Gene Ontology annotation, molecular function: ubiquitin-like protein ligase binding; protein tag activity. Gene Ontology annotation, cellular component: nucleus; PML body. Bases 153 to 443 code for a protein of 96 amino acids.
GCGUAGCGGAAGUGACGCAAGCAGUAGCGGAAGUCCCUCCAGCCGCGGUGUUGUGCUGUGGGGAAGAGAGACGGAUUUGUAAACCCCGGAGCGAGGUUCUGCGUGCCCGAGGCCGCUGCUGUGCGGAGACCCCGGGGGAAGCCACCGUCACUAUGUCUGACCAGGAGGCAAAACCUUCAACUGAGGACUUGGGGGAUAAGAAGGAAGGAGAAUACAUUAAACUCAAAGUCAUUGGACAGGAUAGCAGUGAGAUUCACUUCAAAGUGAAAAUGACAACACAUCUCAAGAAACUCAAAGAAUCAUACUGUCAAAGACAGGGAGUUCCAAUGAAUUCACUCAGGUUUCUCUUUGAAGGUCAGAGAAUUGCUGAUAAUCACACUCCAAAAGAAAAAGUCCUGCAUUCGGGUUAUGUACUUUUGGCUGGAAUACUACGUAAAUGGUGAUGUGUCUUUCUCAAGCUGGGAAUGGAGGAAGAAGAUGUGAUUGAAGUUUAUCAGGAACAAACGGGGGGUCAUUCAACGUUUUAGAUAUUCUUUUUAUUUUUUUUUUCUUUUCCCUCAAUCCUUUUUUAUUUUUAAAAAUAGUUCUUUUGUAAUGUGGUGUUCAAAACAGAGUUGAAAACUGGCACCCCAUCUCUUUAAAACAUCUGGUAAUUUGAAUUCUAGUGACCAUUAUUGUUCAUUAUUGUUUGUUUUCAUUGUGCUGAUUUUUGGUGAUCAAACCUCAUCCCCCUUCAUACUGCCCUCUCCUUUUUAAAUAUUACAUGUGUGCACAGAGAGGCCACCUUUUUCAGGACUGUGCAUUUUCAGGCUUGUGAUAAAUAAGAUCGACCAAUGCAAGUGUUCAUAAUGACUUUCUAAUUGGCCCUGAAGUUCUAGCCUAUGAUUGCUUCACUCCUGGACUGUGACUUUCAGUGGGAGAUGGAAGUUUUUCAGAGAACUGAACUGUGGACAAAUGACCUUUCCUUAACUUGAAGCUACUUUUAAAAUCUGAGGGUCUGGACCAAAAGAAGAGGAAUAUCAGGUUGGAGUCAAGAUGACAGAUGUGGUGAGAGUGAAGACUAACUCCAAAGAUGGCAUCCCUGAAGAGAAAGCGUUUUAAGAGUAUAGAAAAAAAUUUGUCAGAAGAUCCCAGAAAAGUUCUAAUUUUCAUUAGCAGUUAAUAAAGUUAUUCAUGCAGAAGUGUGUACAACGGAACACUGUUCUUUUUGAUUUUAUUUGUAACUUUUGGCCUGGGAUAUGGGUUUUAAUGGACCUUGUCUGUACCAGCUUCAUUAAAAUAAACAAAAUAUUUGUAAAAACCGUA